Molecule: messenger RNA, 2546 nt
Organism: Mizuhopecten yessoensis (Yesso scallop)
Lineage: Eukaryota; Metazoa; Mollusca; Bivalvia; Pectinida; Pectinidae
Product: adenosine deaminase CECR1-like
Exons: 9
Coding region: 161-1729 (522 amino acids)
Biological process (GO): adenosine catabolic process; inosine biosynthetic process
Molecular function (GO): adenosine deaminase activity
Source: RefSeq, a predicted model, not a curated record
UCAUAUCUGUUUCACGUGUUCUAAUAAAAUGUAUCACGGGUAAAGAUUUAAAUAGCGCAAAAUAAAAUAGUGAAGAUAAUUGAAACAGACUGUAUAUAUUGACUAUCUUAGUAGGUCAAUAUUUCUAGUUUCGGUAUUGUCGCUGUGUCAGUCGUCAGCAAUGGAGUUCCUUGUAAUAUUCACAAUCUGUUUGAUUACAAUAGAAAAUGUGCUUUGUCUUCCAGUUGAAAUGCCGACUGCAUCUUAUUUACAACAAAGAGCUCAAAUUGUGAACGGAGAAGCCAAUAUGAAAGUGGGAGGGAGCAUUCAAUUAUCUGCUCGAGAACAACAGGUUAAUCGAAUACUAAUGGCUGCUAAAACAAAAGAGAUCAACAGCUCUAGAACAGUAAACGGUCCAUUAUUUCUACCUUCCAUUCACUUUUUCCAUGGAAAAGGGUUAAUUGAAAAAAGCGAGGUUUUCCGGAUUAUCAAGGCAAUGCCAAAAGGUGGCGCCCUCCAUCUACAUGACUGUUCCAUGGCUGAUAUCACCUGGCUUGUGAAGACAGUCACCUACAUGGAUCAUUGCUACAUGUGUACAGAUCAAAACAAUCAUAUUCAGUUCCACUUCUUUCAAACUCCUCCUUCAAAUCCAGGUUGCCCAUGGAAAUUGAUUGCCACAGAGAGACAAACCGCUCCAAAUACAGAGCAAUUUGACCAAAUGUUGUACAACAGUAUGUCCCUGAUCGUGCCUGACCCUGUAAAGACUUACCCCACCAUAGACGUUGUUUGGAAGGAGUUCCUUAGAAUCUUGGAUGUGGCUAAUGGACUCAUCAACUAUGCACCCGUGUUUGGAAAAUAUUUUUACGAGUCCCUGAAAGAAUUUCAUGAGGAUAAUGUUCAAUAUCUAGAAACAAGGGCAUUGCUUCCUGUGGUCUACAAUUUAGAUGGCAGUACUAUUGACAACAGAACAUGGGUGAUGGAGACUUACAAACAGAAUCUGGACCAGUUUUUGAAAGACUACCCAGAUUUUACAGGUGCUCGAAUCAUCAGGUCUGGCCUCAGAUUUGUGAAAACGAGUGAUGUGCUACAGCAGGUUAAGGAGUCUAUAGCCAUGUUACAACAGUACCCACAAGUCUUUGCUGGCUAUGACCUGGUGGGACAGGAGGACCCUGGGACCCCUCUUAUUGACUACCUCGGUGCCCUACUCUAUCCGUCACAGCAAAACAUCAAAUUACCUUAUUUCUUCCAUGCAGGGGAGACAAACUGGGAGGGGACACCCACUGACAACAACCUCAUAGAUGCUGUCCUCCUUAACACAAGUCGUAUCGGCCACGGCUACGCAUUAACUAAACACCCCGAGACGAUGAGGCUUGUCAAGAAUAAAGGAAUAGCUGUAGAGGUUAAUCCCAUAUCUAACCAGGUUUUAAAACUAGUGGAUGACCUAAGGAAUCACCCUGCAGCCAGCCUCAUCGCCCAGGGUUUUCCAGUGGUAAUCAGUGCUGAUGAUCCUUCAGUGUGGGGAGCCCGUGGACUGUCGUACGACUUCUACAUGGCGUUUAUGGGUCUGGCUGGUGCUGAUGCUGAUUUGGCAAUGCUGAAAAAACUAGCCAUCAAUUCACUAGAAUACAGCGCCUUGUCACCUUCGGAGAAGAUGAGUGCCAUUUACCGAUGGCAGUACAAGUGGGAGCAAUUCAUAGAGAAGACCUUGGGCAACGAACUCCAUCCUCUCCCAUUCAUUGGCAGAUACUGAUGUAGCGGAUAGUCAAUUUAUAUAUGACAAGAUGUGAACAUUUAAAAAAGCAAAAGUUAAAAAUCUUUUCCAAAAGGAGUUGUUUCACUUUAGAAACUUUUGUCGACUAGUUACAGAAAAGCGUUUGUUUAUCAUUCAGUGAUAAAUAAUCUGGUUUAAUGAAUCGUUAAUGAUUUUUUUAAUUCAUUCUAUAAAUGUAUACACAAGUUUGGAAAGUGACUCUUUUUUAACCAACACUACAUGUAUGGUAUUGAUUAUUUACCUGUACAUGUACUUUGUUAGGUUUUGUUGUAAUAAGUAUUUUUGGUUUUGGUGUUAUUAAUCACAGUUGAUAGACUGUUGUAUAUGAUAAUUUUUCAAAUUGCAUGCAAUAAUUUACAACUGGUUUGUCGAGGAAAUAUAAUGUAACCUGGUACAAUUGUAUUAUAACAAUCAUUUGUGUGCAUGUUUUAAAUUAUCCCCAAUUUAAAUUUACCAAGAAUAUUCAAUAGUGAAUGUUACAUGUUAAUGUUUUUUACUAGUGUUAAGUGGUGUCAAUGUUACCCUUUGUUAAACAUCCCCUUGCUGUCACUUUUAAUCCUAAUUAACCAUACAUUGUUUAUGAUGAUAAAAUGUAUAUAUCAACAGUUAUACUAACUAUUGCAACUAAUAUUUUUACAAUGGUUUAUGAUGUAAAAGUGCUGGUAACUCUUUGUUCUGUUUCCCUGUUACAUGUGUGGUAGGUUUGUACAAAGGAUUACAGUCGCCUUCUAGCUUCGAGCUAGAGGGAAUUUCCCUUUAGCUCAGUGUUAGAGUGUCCGACUAGGAACCUGGAGAU